Asparagus officinalis (garden asparagus) is the source of this 459-nucleotide messenger RNA. Its product is annotated as DNA damage-repair/toleration protein DRT100-like. The transcript has a single exon. The record is from RefSeq and is a predicted model, not a curated record. Lineage: Eukaryota; Viridiplantae; Streptophyta; Magnoliopsida; Asparagales; Asparagaceae. Bases 1 to 459 code for a protein of 152 amino acids.
AUGGCUGCUCCCAAUCUCUUCGUCCCAUACAUUCUAGGCCUCUUCUUCUACUUCUCCACUCUCGUCGUCUACCCAUCUUCUGCUUGCGACCUUGUCGACUGCUCGGCCCUCCUAGCUGUCAAGUCCAGCAUCACUUCCGACUCGUCGGGUCUCCUCAGCACACGGAAUGCCUCUACCGACGACUGCUGCAAGUGGGACGGCGUCACCUGUGAUCCCUCCACCGGCCACGUUGUUAACCUCACUCGCCCUGGCCUUGGUGACCGCCCCGACGACUUCCCUCUCGACACUUCUAUGUCGGGCACGAUCUCUCCUUCUAUCGACGACCUUACCCACCUCCACGUUCUUGAUCUCAGCAACCUCAAGGAGUUCACCAGCCCAAUCCCUCCUUCCCUCUCCUGCCUCGCUAGCCUCGGAUUCUGGAAAUUCAACUCAAACUUCACGGGACUUCAUGUCCCGUGA